UUUUGCGUGGACCACGAAGCUGCUGAGAAAAAUCAAAAUGAAACCAUUUUAACAGAUGAAGAACAAUCAAGAUGUUCGAGUCUCCGUUGUCGAAAGUGUUGCUCCGCCGAAUACAAGACGGGGACCCGGAGUUGCAGGUGAAGAGAGGAAUUCUGUUGACCGACCAGACACCGAAGGACAAUUACCAAAACGGAACAACGGAGGAUGUAGGCCCAGGUCCGGUUUCGUUUUUUGACGCUGGGCGCGAAGAAGAUUACGACUAUGCUGGGCAGGAAGGGGAAGAUGUUGGUGCCGAGAUCGAGGGAGAGGACGGGGAGGGAGACGGGUACUACGCCUACGAGGAUGAUGCGGUAGCAACGGAGGGCAACGCCAACGGCAAGUACGUCCGGGCAAAAGAACCCCCUCCACUCUCCGACUACGAGGAUUUGCUUCUCCACGUGAAUGAAAACGUUCUACCCCCACUGGGGUUCUCCGUGCAAAAGCGCAGCGCGCCCGGUACCAGUACAUUGGCGAAUAAAGGCCGUCACCGCGCCCAGGCAGCUGGAGGCCCUCUGUACCUCGAAGUUGUGACCAUCGAGAAGGGUUGGUGGGCGUACGACCACCUCGCGAUCGGCGAUCUGCUGAUUUCCGUGGAAACGAAUCGGGAUAGAGUUUCUGCGGAUUCUUUGAAAACGGUGUUCGACUGGGAACUGAUCCUGCACCAACGCCCGUUGACGCUGUUUCUCCUGCGGCCGCCGGGUGUUUUACCGCCGGGGAUUGUGGAGCAGGAGCGGGCGCGGUUGAACAUGGUAGUGGGGCCAAAGUUUGGCAACAUUUUUGGAGGAACAGCAGCUGGAGGGGAAGGAGCUUCUGCCCAGCUGCCAGGAGAUUUCCAGCAGCGGCACUUGAAAAAAUCCCUCACCGAGCUCGCCACCGGAGAGCACGGCGCGCCAACGGAGCUACUGUUGAAGCAGAUCAAUUCGGCGAGCCGGAAUCUGGUGAAAACGAGAGCGCUGGAGUGGGGGGUUUUGGACCAGGAAGAUGAGCGUGGAGGUGCGGGUGGUGUUGUGUUGCACGACGAAUUGUACAAUGACGACCGGCGAACUACAACUACCCGCAUGAAGACAAUAAACGAUCGUCGCCAUGUGGAUCAGCAGACGGCUUUUGAAAUGCAGCAGGCCCUGGACCAGGACCGGGACCACUUUAACCGCGAGGGAUGGAAAAUUGCGAUGCGCAGGGAGCUCGCGGAGGCGAAGGACCAGCUGAAGUUUUCUGUCAGGAGCACCGGUGGUGGUCGUGUAAACAACCUGCUAAAAAACGACCCCGCGGAAGUGAAUGACCGGCGGUUUCGUUUACUAUUCUCCUCGGAGCAUUUGGAAGAGAGCAGCCUCGGCGUUCCUAAUUUGGACGAAAAGUACGAUACCACAAUUGAUGACCGGACUGUGAACAACCCAACGUCGCCCCUCUUCCACCCGGAAAUGUGGCGGGCCGCGACGAAUCCAGGAGGAGAUGAAGAAGACGAAGCGGUGGCGGAUUUGAUAAACCGCUGGGCGCCGAAAAGCUACGCACUGAAUUCGAGAAACACGAGCACGACCAGGCUGCCAACCUCGGCGUUGAAUGCGCUUCAGCGAAACUAUCUGCAACAGAGUAAUUUUUUGUACCAGAAUCAACAAACAGGCUCAGGAGGCCCAAAUGGAAAUGAAGAUGCAAGCGGAGCAAGAACCGAAUUCGAAAGCAUCCUCUCCCGGGUCAAAGACUUGCGGGAAGACGGACUUGCGGGACGGUUGAAAGAGGCGGAGGAGAAUUUGUCAAAAAAGUUUUCGACUUCAAAACGUGAAGACUUUCAGAAGUACUACACUGAGCUUCUGGAAAUCGAAAAUGCGGAGAAGCUGCUAGCCCGGACGAAGACGAACUACAGGGGCGGAACGCGUGCGAUAACCCAGGCGAAGACCAAACAAGCUGCAGAUCAAAAAUCAAUCUCGGCGCAGGACAAAACCCUUGCCAUCAUCCAAUCUCUGGAGCGGCUCGGCGAUAGGUUCGCGGAAAGGACUGGUGGGGCGGGUAGCAAGGGGAGACAGAAACAACAAGACGAGGGUGACGAUUUUGAAGAAAAACCGACCCUGACCGAAUCGUACAAACAGGCCGUGAUUCAGGAACACGCGGAGUUCGUGGCGGAAAAAACCGCCACGGCGGUGAAGCAAGUGAUGGAGCAGGAGCAGCGGAAGCAGCGACUGGAGAAGUUGCAGGACUCGAUGCUGAAAUUGCAGCAGGAGCUGGAGCAGCAACACGAAAAAGCGGACUUGAUUCAGAAGCAGAAAGAGAAGGUUUUCGAAGCGGAGAGACUUGCGAUGGAGAAAGCGAAGCUGAAUGCGGCGAGUGCUUUGAUCGCGAGGAAAGCGGUUUUGAAGAAACAGAUUGACGGAACGUUAGCGGAAUUGCGGGACAACAGUGUUGCGUAUUCUGCUGCUUCUGGGGGACAAAAUUUUGGAGCCAGUGGCCAUACGACCGCCGAGGCGAUCAGAAAUAGGAUGAAAGCGCUAGACAUUGCUUCCGGGAAACAUUACAAGAGGCGAAUAAAGGAGUCGGAAAACUAUGCAGAGGACGAUUUUUCCGCAUCUUCAACAUCCGGGUACGACGAACUACAGCGAGCGGCAGAAAGAACAGCAGACGUCGAAGAAGAAUUCGACUCCGAGGCAGAAUUAGUAGGUGUAGAGGACGAUGCGGGAGAGGAUUCUGAAGCAGAAGUACAGGAACUCCAAAAUGCACAGCCAGGACCUCAUCAAGAAGAGAACCAACUUUCCCCGGACUACGUCGUCGGCGCAAGCGGAAGCAGUAGUGAACAAGACGAUGUUGAAGAGGAUAUCAACUUCGAGCAGGAUGAGUUCCCCGACACGCCGGAGCCGUUGUCAAGUGAAGCCGGGGUGAGAAAAAGUGAGGGCGAAAAUGACGAAAUCGAAGAUGCGGAGGAUUUGUUCGAGGAAGAUAAUUUAGCAGGUGACGAAUUCGGCGACCAAGACCAGGAGGCCGAAGACGAGUAUUUCAUCGACCAACAAGAUGAUCAGGACGAGGGCGAAGUGUUCGCAGGCUCGCCAAGUAGCAGCAGUAAGGGAUCGCUCUCCUCAAAGGUUGUUGGGAAUAGAAGCCCGCUGUUUUCGAAAAUCGCUGAUGUGGUGGUGAGGUCUGCUUCCCCUUCCGAAAGGAAUAGGAAGGUAAACUUCCUUGUUGAUGAGCCUGGCGCAGCGAAUGAUGAAGCAGAAGAUUUGUCUGAGGCCGAGGAUCGAUUCGAAGGGGAUGAGGAUGAGAAAAGUAGCAGCAGGCUUGGCGGCUCGCCGGUUGUUCAUGGAGACGAGGAGGAGCAUGAAAUCGUUGCGGCUGCUGCGGUGAUCGACACGUCGAGCCCCGCCGAGCAGCAGAAGCGUGCUCAAGUUGCUACUGAUGGAGUUUAUGCUGAGCGUGUUGCAGCCACAGGGGACGUCGUAAAUGCCCCUGAAGAGGAGGAAGCUCAAGCUGCUGCUCAACUUGAGGUGGAGGAGGGCGAUACUCUCAUGGCUGAAGAGGAAAUUGAAUACGAAGACGAUAGCAGCGGGUACCCAGAGAGCGUUUCAUCCGGAGAUGAAGUGGAGAAACAGGAGGUAUUGCAGCGCGACGUGCAAAUCGCAGGGUACAACGAUGCAACCGAAGAACAAAACGACAGCUACGGAGGUGAAGAGGAGGAGGAGCUCGAAGAGAAUGAAGAGUUAGAACCAGUAGCACAAGAUGAAUCCAACCAAAACGAAUUUUCUGCACCGCCGGCGCUACCUCCAGGAGCUCCUGAACAAUCCCAGCAGCCGAGCAAUGUUUUCGCCUACUACGGAAAUGAAAGCGGUACGACUAGGCACGCAAUCGACCUCGAGAAAGAGAUGAAGGAACAACACCUCCUCGAAGAGCAAUUCUCUGCACAAGCGCACACGUCGACCAAUGCGGCAGAAGUGACGAAGACCGAUGUGAAAAAUGAUUCAACUCACCACUUCCUCUUCACGCAAGAUUUACUCCAGCGACAUGGAAAAACCGCCGAGUUUCUGAAUGGAAAAAGACUAGAGACCGACAUUAAGAACCUGCAGCGUGAUUUAGACCUGUUGUCGAAUGACCAGUCGAAUUCUUCUUCUCAUGAGGACGACCUGGAACCACCAGCAUUUGCGCGAUUUGCGCCUCCGAGGAGGCAGAUAGAAUUGCCGACGAGGACGCGGAGUCUAAGAGGUAAUGGUGAUGCGGACCCGCCAGCAGGAUCGAAUUCUACUGCCUUCACUCCAGGAAGCUCACUGGCGCAGUCGAGCUCCACUGCUUUUCUGCCUGUCGUUCGAGGGCAUGUAGUCGAAGAAGGUACCGGGGCGAGAAGGAACGGGACGCUAAAUCCAGAACAAAAAAAGCAGGAGCAUUCCGCUCCUGCUGACGACGAAUCGGAAUCUUGGUCCGCGUGGCGGGAGCGGGUUUUGGACACGGUGGACGAUUUUGCGUCAGGGCGACUGUUUUCUUCGUUGACGAGCGACUACGCUUUGUUUGGGAACACGAAGAUUUUUGCGGAUGAAUCGCCGGGAAAGGGGAGUUCCGCCACAGGGGGAUCAUCUUCCGAGGAGAACAAUGGAUCGGACUAGUGCUGCGAUGCAACGACCGAUGAUAGAUAAAAAACAUGUUCAAUGUUAGUUUAUGAAUGUUUGUAAGAUGCACGGAACAAAUACAAAAAAUUCGGCUGUAGUUUCAUAGUAAAUGGCAAUGAAUUAUGUAGUCGCGUUUGUGUACGUGAAUGUUCCGAGAACCUGUAGAUGAACUCUGUAACUUCUCGUGGCUUUCGUCCGUUUCGUCUAGUAAUGGAAGAUUAGACCAUGAUCACUGACAAAG
Molecule: messenger RNA, 4854 nt
Organism: Amoebophrya sp. A120
Lineage: Eukaryota; Dinophyceae; Syndiniales; Amoebophryaceae
Source: the annotation of a GenBank genome assembly